Messenger RNA from Bombina bombina (fire-bellied toad), 2125 nucleotides. It is a transcript of the gene MKRN2, whose product is annotated as makorin ring finger protein 2. Gene Ontology annotation, biological process: protein polyubiquitination. The transcript is spliced from 8 exons. Lineage: Eukaryota; Metazoa; Chordata; Amphibia; Anura; Bombinatoridae. Bases 165 to 1406 code for a protein of 413 amino acids. The record is from RefSeq and is a predicted model, not a curated record. Gene Ontology annotation, molecular function: metal ion binding; ubiquitin protein ligase activity.
ACAUGGCAUGACGUAGCCAAUGGAAGGUUGAAGCGCGGCCUAGGAAGUUCAGAAAAAAAGGUGUUACCGGAGAGAAGAGGGCGGGGUGUUUGCGGUACCGGGGGAGGUGCGAAAGAAGCGAAUUCAACCGGUACCGAGAGAACAGGCAGUUACCUCCCGCCACCAUGAGCACCAAGCACGUGACAUGCAGGUAUUUUAUGCAUGGAGUUUGCAGAGAAGGAGCAAGAUGCCUAUUUUCUCACGACUUAUCAUCAAGUAAACCAUCAACUAUUUGCAAAUUUUAUCAGAAAGGGCAUUGUGCUUAUGGUUCUCGUUGCAGGUAUGAUCAUGUCAAGCCUUUAGGUGGUGCUGUUCAUUUCUUUCAAGAACCUUCAUCACCAGCUUUUGAGGUUCCGCCCCUUCCUCUGACGCAGGAGCCCUCAACUCCCGACAAGACAGCUCCUCAGCGGCGUGAAAAGAAAAACCUUGUACUUCGAGAUCGAAAUCUCUGUGGGUCAUCCGAUGAAAAUCCAAGUUCAAUUUCAGCUGUCAGCGCAAACUAUUGCAGUGACCCUCCAGUAUCUCCUCUGGAAGCGAAGCCACAUUCUUACCUAGAAGCAAUUUGCACAGGGCUGGAAGAGGUUGAAGCUGGAAGCUCCUAUGUGAAUAAUUCCCAACUCCUUUGCCCUUAUGCAGCAGCCGGUGCAUGUAACUUUGGUGAGAGCUGUGAAUAUCUCCACGGUGAGGUGUGUGAAAUCUGUGGACUGCAAGUGCUUCAUCCAUACGACCAGGAUCAGAGACAAACACAUGAAAAGUUGUGCAUGGCAUCAUUUGAACAUGAAAUGGAAAAAGCAUUUGCUUUCCAGGCAAGCCAGGAAAAAGUGUGCAGUAUCUGCAUGGAGAUUGUAUAUGAAAAACCUUCAACAUCUGAGAGGAGAUUUGGGAUCCUGUCCAACUGCAAUCACACAUACUGCUUGACGUGCAUCAGACAAUGGAGAUGUGUGAAGCAGUUUGAAAAUCCAGUGAUCAAGUCAUGCCCAGAAUGUCGCGUAGUAUCAGAGUUUGUGAUCCCAAGUGUGUAUUGGGUUGAAGACCAAAGUAAGAAGAAUGAACUGAUUGAGGCUUUUAAGCAAGGGAUGGGGAAAAAGUCUUGCAAGUACUUUGAUCAGGGUAGAGGAACGUGCCCAUUUGGAGGGAAAUGCCUUUACUUGCACGCUUAUCCUGAUGGGACCCGGGCAGAACCAGAGAAACCUCGGAAACAGCUUGGAUCAGAGGGUACUGUUCGGUUCUUUAAUUCUGUCCGGCUCUGGGAUUUUAUUGAAGAUCGUGAAAACAGAAGCUUCCCUCACACUGACGAUAAUGUGGAAGAUCUUGGAGAUCUCUUCAUGCAUCUUUCAGUUGAUCAAGAGGCAGCUGCUUCAAACUGAGAUCUUGUCAUAAUAUUUAUUAGCAAAGGUAGAAUACAGUUGCUUGUUUUGAAUUAGUUUGACAACAUGAAGUGUCCUUUUCAAUAAGAAAAAUAAUGUUUUUGACUUGAUCAUUGGAAAUUAAAAAAAAAAUUCCUGUGGAAUUAAGAAAAAAAAAAAACUUGUGAUAAAAUGAAUCAGACGUAUCCUAGUGUUGUGUGAAAUCAAUAUGAUCAUUGUUUAUGGAAACUCUGUAACCAAAAAAAUGCACAACUUUAAAGUGUAGAUUUUAAAAUGCUAAAUUCACCAUUUAUGUCUGAAGAAACAUUUCCUUUGCUGCAUUUCAGAGUGCCGAUGCUCUUGCUAUCGCCAUCACUUUGCACUGCCUUCGGAAUAAUCCGGAACAGAUGCAAGGGUAACUCGCAAGAACUCACCUUUGAAAACUGUAGAAAACACUGUCAGGUGUGCAUUUGAUGCUUUGAAAUACAGCAAACAAAGGAUUUUUUUUUUUUAUAAAUGGUAUUUUAUUUAGCAUUUAAAAAUGAACAAAUAUUGUAUUUUUUUUAACUGAAUUAAUGUCAUUUUUACUGGCCCAGGUAGUGAAUAACUGUAUUAAACAAGUCAAAAUUUUCUGAGUGAGAUACGUAUCCACCAUAUCACCUCAAUGAUAUAAUCUGUGAUACUGAGCGCUGACAAAAGAACCAUGAAACGCCAUCUUAAAUAUAAAAACUGAACUGUCA